Agrilus planipennis (emerald ash borer) is the source of this 633-nucleotide messenger RNA. Its product is annotated as selenoprotein F. The transcript is spliced from 3 exons. The coding region runs from base 88 to 567 and encodes 159 amino acids. Gene Ontology annotation, cellular component: endoplasmic reticulum lumen. The record is from RefSeq and is a predicted model, not a curated record. Lineage: Eukaryota; Metazoa; Arthropoda; Insecta; Coleoptera; Buprestidae. Gene Ontology annotation, molecular function: oxidoreductase activity.
UACCCUUUGUGUAUCUAUUAUCUAUGAUAUAUACGUGAGUAAUGUAACAAAAAGUUGCAUUUUAAAGUGAUAUACCUAAAAAUAAAGAUGUUUUUACUUGGCGUUCUUUUAUGUUCAAUUCUGGUACUUAUCAAAGGCGAAUUUUCAAGUGAUGAUUGCUGGGCUCUAGGAUUUAAUAAGGCGAAUUUACUAUGUUCAUCUUGUGAACAGCUUAGCAACUUUAAUCUUGGUAUAAUUAAGAGUAAUUGUUUAGAAUGUUGCCAUCCAGAUGAGAACACAGUGGCAGAUAAGAAAUAUGCAAAAGCUGUGUUGGAAGUAUGUACUUGUAAAUUUGGAGCAUAUCCACAAAUUGAAGCCUUUAUUAAGAGUGACAAGCCUGCUAAGUUUUUAAACUUAAAUAUUCGAUACGUAAGAGGCUUAGAUCCUAUAAUUAAAUUAUAUGAUAAUGAUGGGCACUUACAAGAAACUGUUGCUAUUGAAAAGUGGAAUACUGAUUCAGUAGAGGAAUAUCUUAAUACCCACUUAGAAAAUGAUAACAGAAGUUAUUUAAGAACAAAUAUGAUAUAGUUUUUAAUUAUUUUGUUCAUCAAAUACAUUUUUAAGCUUAACAAUAUUAUCAGCUAUUUCAACCUU